This is a messenger RNA of Saprolegnia diclina VS20, 845 nucleotides long. RefSeq lists its product as hypothetical. Gene Ontology annotation, cellular component: cytoplasm. Gene Ontology annotation, biological process: signal transduction. The coding region runs from base 13 to 789 and encodes 258 amino acids. The transcript has a single exon. Lineage: Eukaryota; Oomycota; Saprolegniomycetes; Saprolegniales; Saprolegniaceae. The record is from RefSeq and is a predicted model, not a curated record.
UGUUGCAGUCCGAUGCACCUCGGCACGGCUGCGGGAGCAGGUCGUCGAUACAAUCUCUUAGCAGAUUUACAUUUUACAACUCGCCUACUCAUGGAUCGAUCGACCACAGCGUUCCUCGCGCAGCUUGCGGGCGAAGCCCAGCGCUACGACGAGAUGGCAGCCCUCGCGACGCAACUCCUCGCGUUUCCAGCGCCAUUGCAAAGCGACGAGUUCGACCUACUCGUCAUCGCGUUCAAGAACCUCGUGGGCCCCCUCCGGCUCGCGUGGCGCGUCACCACAUCGAUUCAAGACUCCAAGACGACGUGGUCGCCAGCGCGCGCUUUGGAUCUGGCCAAGUACCGCGCGCAGAUCGCCGCCGAGCUCCAGUCGACGUGCGAGGCGUUUCUGUCUCUCCUCCGCGACCGCCUUUUGCCCGAGGCGCCAACCGUCGACGCCAAGGUGGCUUAUCUGAAGACCCAAGGCGACUACUACCGGUACAUGGCCGAAGUGAAUGACAACGAUACGACGUGGGCGAUGGGAGGCGCGGUGGCCUACAAUGACGCAUGGAACAUUGCGAUCGUGGAGCUGACACCGACGAGCCCGACGCGGCUGGGGCUAGCGCUCAACUUUGCCGUGUAUCUUCAUGACAUUGGCAACGCGCGAGACGCGGCCUUGGCGUUUGCACGGAGCGUCUUUAGCGAUGCCCUCGACGACCUCGACAGCGUCAGUGACAACAAGGCGUACCAGUUCGCCACCAUGAUCAUGCAAGCGCUUCGCGGCAACAUCGAGAUCUGGACCGACGAUGCCUAGUCAUCUUUUGUAGUAAUAUAUAUGUGUGAAUACGUGACGAAACAAGGAAUUUGUGU